This is a messenger RNA of Xenopus laevis (African clawed frog), 3382 nucleotides long. Its product is annotated as mothers against decapentaplegic homolog 9-like. The transcript is spliced from 2 exons. The coding region runs from base 1 to 1368 and encodes 455 amino acids. The record is from RefSeq and is a predicted model, not a curated record. NCBI's taxonomy places the organism in Eukaryota, Metazoa, Chordata, Amphibia, Anura, Pipidae.
AUGACCGGUUGGGUCUCAAGUGCGGGUGAAGAUAAGAUUCACCUAUAUGCAGAUGAUACCCUGGUAUACCUCGGGGACAGAGGACAGUCCUUAGCAGAGCUUAUUAACCUGACUGAGAGGUUUGGGAAAGUCUCAGGGUUGAGAGUAAAUCCCUCGAAAUCCACACUAUUCUUGGUGGACCCCCCAACUGCUGUUGAGGAUUUCACCAAUUGCCCCCUACAGCUAUCGGAUAAGUUUACGUACCUAGGUGUGGAAAUUGCACUACCGAUAUCAAGUUACUGCGAACUGAAUGUCAUCCCUCUUUUAGCCUGGGUGGACGGGAAGCUGAACGCAUGGGAGGCCCUUCCUCUUGGCCCAGUUGGCAGAAUUCAACUGAUCAAAAUGUUUAUACAACCUAAGCUAAUGUAUGCGCUGUGGCAUGCUCCACUGCCUCUCCCCCUUAGUAUCUUCACUAAAUUAGACAUGAAAAUGAGAAAAUUCAUUUGGGGGAACGGCAGGAGCCGGCUAAGUAUGUUAACACUAAAAAGACCGGUUAAAGCAGGAGGGAUGGCUCUGCCUGACUUUCAGGCCCUUUAUCUUGCUUUGCAGAUCUCACAUCUGACAGCUCUCAAACCGAAUGGCCCUUGCUCGGCCUUGUUCAAGACGCCCCCUCCACCAUAUAAUGCUCCAGACCUUCAAGGGAAUCAAAACAGACCAACUGCAGACCCAGCCGAAUGCCAGUAUGUUUUGUCAGCUCUGAACAGAGACUUUCGCCCUGUUUGCUAUGAAGAGCCUUUGCACUGGUGUUCUGUUGCUUAUUAUGAACUGAAUAACCGAGUAGGGGAGACGUUCCAAGCCUCCUCACGCAGCGUCCUCAUUGACGGAUUCACAGACCCCUCCAAUAACAAGAACAGAUUCUGCUUAGGGCUUCUCUCAAACGUCAACCGCAACUCCACUAUUGAAAACACCCGCAGGCAUAUCGGAAAAGGGGUCCAUCUUUACUACGUGGGUGGAGAGGUGUACGCAGAAUGUGUGAGCGACAGCAGCAUUUUCGUACAGAGUCGCAACUGCAAUUACCAGCAUGGCUUCCAUCCUUCCACUGUCUGCAUGAUCCCCAGCGGCUGCAGCCUCAAGAUAUUUAAUAACCAACUAUUUGCCCAGCUUCUUUCCCAGUCCGUUAACCAAGGCUUCGAGGUGGUUUAUGAACUGACGAAAAUGUGCACCAUUCGAAUGAGCUUUGUUAAAGGAUGGGGAGCAGAAUACCACCGACAGGAUGUAACUAGCACCCCCUGCUGGAUUGAAAUCCAUUUACAUGGGCCUCUCCAGUGGCUGGACAAGGUUCUGACGCAGAUGGGCUCACCGCAUAAUCCAAUCUCUUCUGUAUCGUAAACGCUCCACAGCCACAUAUCAUAGGCAAUAGCAUAACUGGUACUAUCUGCCCUUAUAUAAAAGAGCACUUCAUGCCAGUCACAAGGCUCCAUAACCUUUACUCUGUUCAGGGAUUGGAUAUAUUCCACCCCCUAUCACACCACUCUUAUAUAAACCACUUCCCUGUUCCUUUUCGUGGCAGUGGUUACAAGUCCACGCAGUCCAGGAAACAGACCGAACUUUGGGUUACAAAAGGAAUUGAGCUCAAUGACAAGGGAUGAGGAUUGGAUCAGGGAUAGGUGUAUAGUAGAAUGGGGCGUGGCUAAGCAUUCUUUCUUUAGAUUUUGUUUUUUAAUGGGUUACCAUUAUACUUAGUUACAUUACACUAGGAGCCCAGCUGAAAGAGGGCUAAGCACCCAGUACUAUGGCUGCUCGUGUUUUCUGAUGGUUGGCCUGCCAUAAAAAAAUAAUUUCCAAAUACACUUCUUCGACACUCUUGUCAAUUUUCCCAUUGACCCUUUAUAUCUGAAUUAGUAAUGUGGGGGCCGGUCCGUUACCUGUCGGUUUGGGCCGACCUCACACUCUUCUUCGCGGGCGGCGACCGCCGUCAAAUGCCAGUUUCCAACUUCCGGGUUCGUCUUUUAUAGACGCUGCACCUGCUCACCCCGCCCCUUUUGUGACAUCAUCGACGGGGCGGCGGGUCUAUAAAGGCAACCCGGAAGUCGGAUGCGGGUUAAGGUCGGGAAAUCUUGCCCCGCACUAUCAGUACAAUCUGAAUACAGUAUGUCCUGAAACUUAAAUGGAACUCUGUGAUUACCCUCUAGUUGUCUGGUAUGAAGGGCUGUAUAUAUUUCUAUAAACGAGUGAUAUACUGUCCUGUUUCGCUUUGCCGAGAAAUUUGCGAAAAUGCCGAAAAUAUUUGCACAACGGCAAAAAAUUUUCAAAACAGGCAACAAUUUUUACACGCACAACUCUUUUGUCCAAAUGCAUUAAAGUCAAUGGGCGUCUGAAUAAUUUUGACGAUAAUUUUUUUGUCGUGGCGAAUUUUCUCUGCAGUUUCGUGAAGACAUUUGCCGUUGGCGAAAUCCAUAAAAUUCGCCCAUCACUAGUAAUAACUGCAUUCCAUGGGCUGGAACAUGCAUCCUGGGAUUAGGAAUAAAUUAAGUGAUAGGGGCCCGACCCUUAUCCUUAGAAUUUGCUGCAAUGCAAAAGCCGAUAUCCAAUCAAAGGGGCAGAACCCAUGUAUCUUAUAUAUUAAAGAGCCCAGUCAUCUAUAAGCCCUUACCAUUGCCAUUUUUGUCAGCCGGUAGCCAUUUGCCAUGUACAUACAUGCAUUUCAUUAAUGUGUUUUUAGUAUCAUGAUUAGAUGUUGAUGUCUUUUUUUUUAUAUAUUGUACAUACUGUUUCUAUGGAGAGAGCACUUCACAAGUACUGACUAUAAGAAUAAGAGCAGAACCGCUUCUCAGACGGAGCAACAACGUAAUCCGGCUCCAUGCACUUAUACACGGUACUUUUUUGGACAAUUUUUGAUUUUUUUUUAAGAAUUAUUUAAAUUAUUUUUAGAUUAUUCCUUACCGCCAGUCCCUCUAUUGCUCUAUAUUGCAUUGUAAGGGUAAAGAUUUUUAUAUCUGUUUUUUUGUAUAGUGAACUAGAGUUUAAGAUUUACGUUCCGACUUAUAUAUAUCUUGCUGCUUGAGCAUCUGCCAGCUCUUUGAUUCACACCCGGCCUCUCUGGUGACUCACUUAAUUAUAAUGUUAACUAGAUUUGUGUAAAGCUGAAUAAAGAACAGAGAGUACCAGCACGUCCUCUGCCCCCGAUAUUGAACGGACAGUUGGUUCUGAUUGGGUUUCUUUACAGCAUUAUAUAUAUAUAUAUAUAUAUAUUGAUAUCUAGUGUUCCUGGCCAAGUAGUCCCUGUAUCUCAUCACCUGCUUCUAGUGUGUCAGCUGUGUGGGAUAUACUGUAAUAUCUAAGCUAUACCCUGUCUGGUGUUGAAUGCACUGCAUCAAUCAGCUAAUAAAGAAGUAAGAUACAA